UGUUAUUUCUAAUUUUAUUGAUAUUUUUCAUAAAAUGGAACUCUCCCUUGCAGACUUAGUUGAGAAAUUACAAAGUGAAGAUGAAAGACACAAGAAAUUAGUUGCUAAAAAUGAGAAGUUCCUUACAAAAGAGAAAGAGCUCCAAGCUAAGCUUGAUGAGGCCCAACAGGAUGAUCCCAAAGAUGACCAGCAAUAUACCACUGAAAUAAAUAGAUUAGACCAAGACAUCGAAAUUCUUACAAAGGAUAUUGAAGACCAAAGCAAGAUUAGGGCAAGGCUACAAGACCAAGCUAUACGCCUUAAGAAGGAAAUCAAUGAGCUAGAGGUCCGAAAUCGCCAUAUAGAAGAAGACGAACUGACUUUAGAGCAUAUGAAUGAAGACUUCAAAGCUAAAGAAGAGGAAAACUCUAAAUAACAUAUAUAUUAUCUCUACAAUAUUGAACUAUAACAAACGUGCUGCUUUAAAUCAAAAUGAUGUGAAGAAAGACCUUUCAGAGACUGAGAACUCUCCAGAGUUGAUAGAACUAGAAACAAAGAACAAGAACCUCCAAAAACGGCAUGAGAUGUUGCAAAGACAGGUAGAUGAGAUGCGAGAGUUCAUGCUAUCUCAUUACGACACAGAGAUCAUUAAUAAAUUUUAUGAGCAGGAGUACAAAGCUGAUUAAUUCAAUUUCCAAC
Messenger RNA from Moneuplotes crassus, 678 nucleotides. Lineage: Eukaryota; Ciliophora; Spirotrichea; Euplotida; Euplotidae. The record is from the annotation of a GenBank genome assembly.